UUCCAUUAAUAUGUUUUCCUGCACUAUUGUUCUUCUAAAAACUUGCAAUAUUAUGCAGGUUUUUCCCUGAGAAUGCCACAGAACUAGCCUUUGGUAUUGUUGGUGAGCUGAUUAAGGAAGUAAAAAUUAGGCCAAUGCCAAUUGUACUUGCAGCUUUUUCAGCUGGAUCGAAGGGUUAUUUUUUCAAGGUUCUCCAGUUGGUUGAUGGAAAAUGUGCAGGACAACACAAUCAGGAUGAUUUUUUGCUGCUGAGAGAUUGUAUCUCCGGGCAAAUUUAUGACUCUUGUCCUGUUGAUUUCAUCAAUGAUCUCGGGCUCCAAUUUGUGCUUCAUUCGUCAGUUUUAAAGAUGUCCUAUCCACCGAGAGUUGUGUCAUGGAUGGCGAAAGCUUUUGCAUCUGGUUUGGAUGCUCUCUUCCUCAACAGUUUUGAAGCACAGCGAGCUGAAUAUUGGAAGACUUUGUAUUCCUCAGUUAGCAUGGGUCCUUUCAUUAUACUUUGCUCUGAAGAUGAUAAGCUGGCUCCUUACCAAACUCUGUACAGUUUUGCCCAAUGUCUACAGGAGCUUGGUGCUGAUGUUAACCUUAUCAAAUGGAGCAGCUCUCCUCAUGUAGCUCAUUAUAGGCACCAUCAAGAUGAAUACAAGGCUGCUGUAAAUGAGUUUCUUGCCAAAGCAUCUGUUAACUUCUCAAGUAGACAGCUUAAACGAGCUAUGGAUGACAAGAUACCGGAGUCUGUCUGCUAUCUCCACGAUGCAGCUUUUAGUUCAAAUGAAAGCCUAAGGAGAGUAGCCAUUGGACCGAGCGACCAUUUCUACUUGCCAAGCUCAAUGGAGUUCAGUGAAGCUAAAGCUGGAGGGUCCUUGAUUGAUGAACAGAAGGCAGAGCUGUUCCAGCUUCCAAGCCUUAAGCCCCAGGGGAUCCUCAGCCAGGUCCUCUUCGAUGUUUGUGUUCCUAAAAACAUUGAAGGUUGGGACAUUAAGCCAAUUUCAUCCUUGAACAGAAAUCAUACAUUUGCUUCUGCUCGUAGGAAUGGCCCCUUUAAUCCAAUCAAAUGCAUUAGACGCUCCAGAUUGUAGGAUUUCUUUGAGAAAUCAUCCAAUAUUGAGGAACUCGAUGUAAAUAUGAGCAGUUUUAGUAUCCUUACUGUUCGAAUAUAGAUCAUCUUAUAGGAUAUGAUUUCAACCUUUAUGUUGCGAGUGAAAGCAAACAAUAACUCGUUGUAAUGCUUCAGUAUUUAUAAAUGUUAUCUGAUGCAAAACACAUGUUUUUAUGAUGUAAAGAGUGCUGCGUGCAGAUA
This is a messenger RNA of Dendrobium catenatum, 1297 nucleotides long. RefSeq lists its product as uncharacterized. The transcript is spliced from 6 exons. Bases 135 to 1076 code for a protein of 313 amino acids. The record is from RefSeq and is a predicted model, not a curated record. Lineage: Eukaryota; Viridiplantae; Streptophyta; Magnoliopsida; Asparagales; Orchidaceae.